Molecule: messenger RNA, 2087 nt
Organism: Sitophilus oryzae (rice weevil)
Lineage: Eukaryota; Metazoa; Arthropoda; Insecta; Coleoptera; Curculionidae
Product: CBP80/20-dependent translation initiation factor
Exons: 1
Coding region: 602-1921 (439 amino acids)
Biological process (GO): regulation of translational initiation
Cellular component (GO): cytosol
Molecular function (GO): translation activator activity; RNA binding; protein binding
Source: RefSeq, a predicted model, not a curated record
AAAAAUAUAACUUUAUAUUUGACCAAAAAUUUUUUCGUUGCUUUUUUUUGCAUCUGAGUCUAUAUUCCAAUGUAUCCUCUUUACGCUCAUUGCCUCGUUAAUAUAAUCAUAAGCUGCUCAUCCUCUAUCUUGAUUGCAUCUCUCAUUCGCGACCUUCCUGGUGACCGCAUCACCGAGCGCUCCCACCGACGCCAAUUCAGCCCGACAAUAAGGCCGCGACGCCCAGACCGCAUCACACGCUCCUUUAUCUACUUAUAUAAUGAACUUGUAGUGUGCGAUGUACGCCUAGAAAUUUUACUUCGCCUAUUUAUAUCGCCGUUAAAAAUACGCGGUCUAAAUAUACGCGCACCGCUCCUCUGCCUGGCGCGUUUCGUGGAUCCGUCAUCGAAUUUUCCCUCCCGCAACCGUUUGUUUCUAACUUCGAUUAGUCUGACAGCUCGAUCGUACCGAGGAAGCGAUGAAAGUGUCCGCGGUGCAACCUCGUCCAUGCCAAAAUAGGCAGUGUUGCGUGGUAACCGUCGAUUAGUCAAACCUUUUUUCGAAACUCGAACGUUCGAUAUUGUUUUAAGUGCUCGUCACCAGUUACGGAAACACGAAAAACAUGUCGCAAGUGAAACGCAGCCAGAAAACGGACUUUUCCGCGGCUACACCCGGUGUCAUCACCAGGGAGAGGAGCUUCGUCAGAUCAAACAUCCGCGACCCCCUAAAACGACGCAGUCAGACUAUGGCUACGAUCAAAGCCGGAAAACCUACAAUGGAGAUCUACCGGCCCCCAAACGUACGAACAGAUCUGCCUAACAUGACCGGAAAACUUAACGUACACGCUAAAGAGUUCACCAUGAACGACCUCCAGCCUUCCAAAUCCAGCGGCAAUCUUCAUCUCGCAAUGGGAUUCGAACCUAUGCCAUUACAACACUCAAAGUCCAGCGGAAACAUCUUGCGUCACGUUGGUCACCCUGGUUUCAUACCCAUCCUCUCGGCCGGUAUGCCCUUACCCUUACUACACUCCGCGUCGGCUGCGCAAUUAAUGACAGCAAUGCACAGACCAAACUAUACAUACACUCCAGAAAUGUUCGCGCAGCCGAUAUUCUCGGGACAAAACCAACACCAGGUCCACCAUCAAAACAACUUUAGCUCUAACCACUACCAAAACGCCCAAACAAAUCAGUUCUCUUUAAAACGAUCCCGAAGCUUGGGAGCAUCAGAUUCACAAAAUCUCGCUACAAAACUGAAAAGUAUUAUCAAGGAAGAUGUAGAUAUAAAAGUAUUUCCUGAAGAAGAUCAAGAAAACUUAAAGAAAGCAGUCGAAGACCCUAACCAGCUCCCUUCUAGAAUACUUAUGGACCUAGUAAAAACAAUAAUGGAAAAAGCUGUGGAGGGAAUCAAGUACAGCGAAUCUAUAGCAAAACUAUGCGUUGCUAUAAUAGAAGGCGAAAAAAAUCAAACUUUUCUGGAAUCUCUUUUAAACACGUGCCAACAAUGGUACCAAGAAAGAGACAAAAUACUUAGAGGCAUUAAGGCGGGGGACGGAACACGUUUCACUUCUUUUAUGUGGUUUCUAACUGAACUAUACGGCCAGCUAAAGCGUCAACAGAUUCAAGACCAAGUCGAGUCCUUGCAGCCGGAACUGGUGUUGCUGUCAGUGCUCGCCAAAUGCUGUCAAGCGUGUGUCAGCCUCCCAAUCAAGUGUUUAUCGGAAACGGAGUGUCUGUUUUUCGUGCUGACGUCGAUCGGGCGCGAUUUAGAGGCUGAAAUUCCGCAGCAGCUGGAACUGUUGUUGAGCAACGUGCGUGACGGAUUUUUGGCUAGUGCGGGCUCGUCGAGCGUGAGACGCACGCUGUUGCAGCUGAUCGAGUUGCACGCGUCAAACUGGCAGUUGCCUGGAUCGUCGGUGCUCUACUAUUAUCCAAGGAUCAAGUAGUUCCGGAAUACAGGAUCGUCAUUUUUGUAAUUUAGAAUAUUUAAACCGAACGGAUGACAAUAAUUUAACGUUUAAUAUUUCUAACAUAAUAUGAAAGGUUGAUACUAAAUUGGAUAUACCGGAUGUUUCUCAAAAGUGGCUCAACUUUUUUACUUUUUCAGAUAAA